Molecule: messenger RNA, 2415 nt
Organism: Ostreobium quekettii
Lineage: Eukaryota; Viridiplantae; Chlorophyta; Ulvophyceae; Bryopsidales; Ostreobiaceae
Source: the annotation of a GenBank genome assembly
AUGAGCGAAGAGGAAUUGAGGCAGCAGAAGAAGGUGAACAACAAGUACCCGCCACCCAAAAACCCUGACAAGGAAGAGGUCUUGCGAGCCGGCGACGACGAUCACAACGAAUCGACAGAGGAAGAAGAGAACUCGGAACAAUCAACGGAACAAGAGGGAGACUCUGGGAAUUCGUCCGAGGAGAAAGGGCAGCCCAGCAAGCUACAUAAACUACCGCACGGCGUUAAGCAGGCUGCAAAAGCCGAUGUUGUUGGAUCCUCGGGGUCAGCCGCCUCACAGAGAAGAGGACAGCAGCAAGAUAUGGAUGCAAUGGCAGUGGAUGUUGUAGAAGGAGACCUGGAGACUUGGGUCGACAGAAGACUAGAUACAAUUGUCGAGCCUCAGCCACUGCAAACUCUUGACACGGUCAAGGACAAGGACAUGGUGUCGUUGGUGGGAUACAACUUCUGCGAUUGUGCUAAAGAUUGUCUUUUCAUCCAUGACACAUCAAAGUUGGAGCAACUGCGUCUCCCCAAGACGAUCCCUGGGUCAGUAAGGCUGGCGUACGAUCAGGUUGACAGAUUUGUGCAAGGUCAUUAUGGGCUGAAGGCCUCCAAAGAUCGAAAGGAAAUUAUCCAGAACUUGUUGUUCAUGCGCCUAAUGGGGUUUGCGGCAAUCUACACGGACCUGGGUAACCCUUUGUGUUACAACAGACGACCCUCUUACGCAUCAAAGCUGCUGCAGAGGGUCAUCGUUGAGUCACGCGUCCAAACACUGACAGAGAAUUUCGACUUGCAAGCACUGACGCCAGCAGUGGUAGUUUUCGAUCCAACGUCCACGCUGAGGAUGGAAUCCGUCCGAGAGCAGUGGGAAGCAGGGAACCCAGGUCUUUUGCUGGAGGCGGUGGAGCACUACACUGAGGGGCAAGAGACAGAGUUCUUCACAAUUGUGGGGAACCACUCCACCCAAGCGCAUGUCAAUUGCUCCACGAAGGACCCCAGCAUCAAGUUGAGGCGUGCCACAUUUGUGUUCUUCAGUGGCCAACUUACUGAUGACGACUUCCGGUUCCUUAGUCGGACAGAGAACAUGUCCGUACAGAGAGCGGCAAGCACGACCACCUACAAAGACCACACUGAGCCCCUGAACGUCAUUCCCUUCAUUCGCGAGUACUGGAAGCAGUUUGGAAGACCCCCAAGGCCACAGUCCUCAAGGAAGAAGAAUCGGACCAAAGAAGAGCAAGACUAUGCAGAUUUUCAAACCCUUCUACACGCCGUCCUUGAGCCUCAAGUAGGGGAAAGUACCGAAAAGGACGAGAAGGAACUGCAGAAGAAGAUGCAAGCCAUCAAAACCAAAUACCAAGCGCUGAAGCAAAAAGCCGCAAAGGAGGUGAAAGAAGCACAAGCCCGCAAACAAAAAUUGAAAGAGUUUGAGGCGUCCGAGCGCAAGGCCCUGUCGGAGGCACAACGGGACCUCGGCGUCAUCCGGUACUUUCAGGCGGACUUGAACAUUGCCAUGCUGCCAGACGAUGCUUACGUUUUGCUGAUGAACGUCGUGAAGCAGCUGGACGAUGGCAAAAUGUGUGGGAUUAAGGAGGGAAUCAAAGCUGAGCAGGUGCGCGUAAGGGUCAGCAACCCAAGAGAGAGUGUGCCCAAUUGGCAGGCGACUUCUACCAACAUGUGGUUCACCAACUUGAAGAGUUACGCAGAGUGGGGAGGGGGUUUCCAUGCAUACAAGAUGCUUAGGAAAGUGCUGGACGACCUUCUGCUAACAACAGAGAAGGCUGUGGAGUGGCGACGACGUUGCGAGUGCAUUGUUGAAUGGGACUGGUGGGUGGAGACGUCCUUGGAGGCUUUCAAGAGCGUGAAUUGUCGGCUACUGUGUCUCGCCCUGAAAAUGUCGGGCAAAGAGCCUCUUAAGAAGAAGGCAAUCGAGAACCAAGUACUGGCGUUUGCUCCAGAUGGUAGAAACAGGGCCCGUGAAUUAUACCAAGGGACAGUCGAUGCUGAUCUGGCCGGUCGUGGCUGGAUACACCAAUUCGUCCACCCAAUGUUUGCCUUCAACUCUAGGAAGUCCGAGACUGCGUUGGUGGCGAAGGCGUACUUUGACAAGAUCCUUGACGAAUGGAACAGAGUCUUCAAUCCGGAAGAGCAUCUGUCCAUCCUGCCGGAGCGAACACUGAAUGACAGUGUGCAACACCUCUUUGGGGAAGUUGUGAAGCGCACGCCCUCUACAACAAACCUGAUUUACACCGGAGCUGGGAAUGGCCUGCACUUGCUCACGGAGGAUGAACGUCUGUUCAUUACCCCGUUUUUUGAAGUGGCCAAGACCUGGCUUGCAAGCCAACCGUACCUCCUUUACUCACAUGCGCAGUACACCAACUAUCUGCAGAAUGCUCUCAUGGACCCUUUGCUCAGGCUGUUCUACACUGUGUGCACG